This is a messenger RNA of Neurospora crassa OR74A, 1284 nucleotides long. RefSeq lists its product as hypothetical. The coding region runs from base 92 to 688 and encodes 198 amino acids. Lineage: Eukaryota; Fungi; Ascomycota; Sordariomycetes; Sordariales; Sordariaceae. The record is from RefSeq and is a predicted model, not a curated record. The transcript has 2 exons.
UUUAUCACCAACCAACCACUCUUCGCUUCCUCCCUCUACUCCAGUCUCCCCCCCGUUUUUACAUAUUACCAUCCUAUAAUAAUCAGCCAAAAUGUCUGCCGAACAAGAUCAGAGGCCCAAGUCCGCCGCUUCCUCCAAGAAGUCCGAGGAUCAGCAACGGGGCCACCAACUGACCGACGACGGGCCCGUUGCCGCCGGUCACCAAGAUGCCUACCACCAACUCUCGGACGACCAACCUGAGGCUGGCGCUGCCGACGGCGAGCAAGAGCAGCAGCAAAAGGCCGACAAGCCCAAGAAGGAGAACCCCCUCAAGAAGUUCAUGGCCUCGCUCAAGUCACUCAACUGCGCCGGCAAGCCAUCGGGCGACAAGAAGAGCAAGAAGAACGGCGCUUCUCAAGAAGGUGGAGAGGACGACGACGACAACAACACCCCCAACGCCAGGCCGGUGAGCCAGAGCUCGCUGGACAGCAAGAAGGUUGCUGCCGAGAAGAACGCGCCACAGAUUGAUGUCUCUCCCGCGGUGGAGGAUAGCCACCACCAGACGGGAGAGCACGAGGGCCACAAGGAGGACGGCAAGGAGGGUGAGGAGAAGAAGGAGCAGGACAAUGAGAAGAUUGCCAGCCCAGUUGACGCGCACCCGCCUGCGUUGACGACUACUGCUAUCAGUGCUACGCCCCCGACUCUUUAGGUGCUGAAAAGUAUCCCUUGAGUCGUUGAACGGUGUUAUCUGUACCAGUCAGAGCAUGAUACAGAAGACGGGGAAAACAAAAAAGAGAGACAUUAGACAAUAGACAAUAAGCUGCAUGGACGGGUGUUAAAAGGUCGGGGUGCACUUUAAACACAAGGCACAUAUACACACAUACACAAGCAACAGCAGAUGUUGGAGGGAGAGGGAGAUACACUGUACGAUUUUUGGACACGGAAAUCUGUUUCAGAGAGAGGAAGAGAGAGGCUGGAGAGAGGGAAGGGGGAACGACGUCGGACGUGCACGCACGGGGAGUGGGCUGGAGUUUGCCUUUUUUUUCCUUUUUUUUCUUUCUGGCUUUUGUUUGGCUUUUAGCAGCAUCACCACCACCCGAUACCGACACCAUCACCGCUGGCUUACAUCCUCCUCUGGCUUUUUGCUCAUUACUACCUACCUACCUCACCUACAGUAUACUUCCCGUUUCGAUACCCUCCGGCAAUCAUCAUCAUCAUCCUUUCGAUUAAUGCCCUGCUUAUGUACCCUCUAUCUAGUUGAGUUGGAGAAGAAGCGAACAAAUAGUAGUAAGCGGUUAAUUUAAU